CGAUAAGUCGGUAACCUAAGAUAAUGACUUUUUCUAAAAAAAUCUCUAUUUUGAGUAGAAUAGAGAGAUAUUCGUUUUUUUUUGGAGUUCAAUGGAGAAAUUUUGGAGGAGUUUCAGUAAAAACAUUUCAAAAAAAUAUAAGUUCAUUUAAAGGCAAUAAAAGGCCUAAAUAUGAGAGAUCUAUUAUGUAUUAUGGAGGAUAUUAUUUAUCUAAAGAUAGAGGAAUGUUUUUUAGGGAUUUUUUUGUUUUUAAAUGUCAGUUUUCUACAACAUCAAAGGUAUUAUCAGAAUAUCGAGAAAAAACUUUGGAGAUGAUCCCAGAGAAUACAGAAACAGUAGUUGAAACACCGUUAGAAGAGGUUAUUCAUAGGGUCGGGGAUUUGAAGGCAAUGGGAUUUUGUAAUUGGACACCUGUUGGUUUUUUACAGCAAUGUCUAGAGUAUAUAUAUGUAUUUACAGGAUUACCAUGGUGGGCAAGUAUAGCAACACUAACGGUUAUAAUAAGAUUUUGUAUGGUUCCACUUCUGAUUGGGAUGAUUCGAAAUCUAAGUACACUUGCACUUAUUCAUCCUGAAGUUCAAAAUCAUAUGAAGGCACUUAAAGAAGCUCAACUAGAAGGAGAUAUAAUAGAACAAACCAAAAGGACGCAGUCUAUUCAGAAGUUAUUUAAAGAGUAUAAAGUGAAUCCAUUAAAGUCACUUGCUAUGCCAUUUAUACAAAUGCCAGUUUUUAUUAGUUUUUAUCUUGCAUGUUCUCGUAUGGCAUCGUUACCAGUUCCUGGACUAAAGAAUGGAGGGUUAGGAUGGUUUAAUGAUUUAAGUGCAAGCGAUCCAUAUUUUAUUUUACCUUUUCUUAAUUCAUCUCUUAUGUUUAUUAAUUUAGAGCUUGGAUCUGAAGUUGGUUCUAGUGCAUCAACCAAUGCAAAUAUGAAAAUGAGGAAUCUUUUUCGAAUGAUAAUCCUUUUAACACCGCUUUUUACCAUAAAAUUCCAAUCAGCAGUUUUUUGUUAUUGGAUUACUUCAAAUAUUUUUUCACUAGGACAAGGUUUUAUGCUUCGUCAUUCAUCUGUUAGACAUUUUUUAAAUCUACCACCUCUCAAGCCUAAAACCCAAUCUGAUAAAUCUGACAAUUCUAAAGAUUCUGAAGGAUUUAAAUCAAAUUUUAUAGCUAUGGUAGAAGGUAUUAAAAAUACACAUCGUCAGGUCUUAGAAACAAGCAAAAAUGUGUAUAAAACAUCAAAUCAAUCAAAUAAACAUCGUCCUGUAGAUAAAACUCUUGAGGCAUAUAUGUUAAGAAAAAAAAUUAAGUACAAACAGAAACAAGAAAAUAAAGAAAAACAACAUGAAACAUCAUAAAAUCAUUUCUGGAAUAUCAUAUCAUCAAAAUAAAUAACAAUUAAUC
Messenger RNA from Pneumocystis carinii B80, 1401 nucleotides. RefSeq lists its product as hypothetical. Lineage: Eukaryota; Fungi; Ascomycota; Pneumocystomycetes; Pneumocystales; Pneumocystaceae. Gene Ontology annotation, molecular function: membrane insertase activity. The coding region runs from base 24 to 1355 and encodes 443 amino acids. Gene Ontology annotation, cellular component: mitochondrial inner membrane. Gene Ontology annotation, biological process: mitochondrial respiratory chain complex IV assembly; protein insertion into mitochondrial inner membrane from matrix. The transcript is spliced from 4 exons. The record is from RefSeq and is a predicted model, not a curated record.